Molecule: messenger RNA, 2817 nt
Organism: Elaeis guineensis (African oil palm)
Lineage: Eukaryota; Viridiplantae; Streptophyta; Magnoliopsida; Arecales; Arecaceae
Source: RefSeq, a predicted model, not a curated record
AUCUAUACUAGCGGAGCAAUCUCGGCCCUUCUCCAGGUAUCCACAUAAAGAGUAGAUAACCUUCUCCAUACAAUGGUUUCGAGAUCCUACUCGAACCUGUUGGACCUUGUCUCUGGUGACUCUCCCACCUUUGGCCGUGUCGGGAAGAGGCUGCCCAGAGUGAUGACCGUGGCCGGCAUCAUCUCUGAUCUAGACGAGGAGAACAGUGUCGGCUCUGAGGCACUGUCUUCCGUCUGUCAGGAACGGGUAAUUAUAGUUGGCAACCAGCUCCCUCUUCGGGCUCACCGGAGACCCGAUGACAGUGGUUGGAACUUCAGCUGGGAUGAGGAUUCUCUGCUUUUGCAGCUCAAAGAUGGUCUUGGAGAGGAUGUGGAAGUCAUCUAUAUUGGUUGCUUGAGAGAGGAGAUUGAACCAGGAGAACAGGAUGAUGUUUCACAGACCCUGCUUGAGACAUUUAAGUGUGUCCCCACGUUCCUUUCCCCUGAUCUUUUCAGCAAAUUCUAUCAUGGCUUCUGUAAGCAGCACUUGUGGCCUUUGUUCCACUACAUGCUCCCUCUGUCACCGGACUUAGGCGGGCGAUUCGAUCGGUCUCUUUGGCAAGCUUAUGUUUCUGUGAACAAGAUAUUUGCAGACAAGGUUAUGGAAGUAAUAAGCCCAGAUGAUGACUACGUAUGGGUCCAUGAUUACCAUCUUAUGGUGCUGCCAACCUUCUUGAGGAAGAGGUUUAAUAGAGUGAAGCUUGGUUUCUUUCUGCAUAGUCCAUUCCCCUCCUCAGAGAUUUAUAGGACUCUUCCUGUUAGAGAUGAACUCCUAAGAGCCCUUCUAAAUUCUGAUCUUAUCGGUUUUCAUACCUUCGAUUAUGCUAGGCAUUUCCUUUCAUGUUGCAGUAGAAUGCUUGGCCUUGCAUAUCAAUCAAAGAGGGGUUACAUUGGGCUUGAGUAUUAUGGGCGUACUGUUAGUAUCAAAAUACUUCCAGUGGGAAUUCACAUGGGUCAGCUCCAAUCGGUGCUAAAUCUCCCAGAGACCGAAGCUAGAGUCGCCGAGCUUAGAGAUCAGUUUAUGGGUAGGGUUGUGUUGCUUGGAGUGGAUGACAUGGAUAUAUUUAAAGGAAUCAGCUUAAAACUUUUGGCCAUGGAGCAACUACUUGAGCAGCAUCCAGAGUGGAGAGGAAAGGUAGUUUUGGUCCAGAUUGCUAACCCUGCCAGAGGCCGAGGAAGAGAUGUACAGGAGGUGCAGUCUGAGACAGCUUCCACGGCUAGAAGAAUAAAUGAGACAUUUGGAAGGCUGGGCUAUCAGCCAGUCAUUCUUAUUGAUCAUCCACUUCAGUUUUAUGAGAGAAUUGCAUACUAUGUGAUAGCAGAAUGCUGUCUUGUCACUGCAGUGAGGGAUGGAAUGAAUCUGAUUCCCUACGAGUAUAUAAUUAGCCGUCAGGGUAAUGAGAAAUUGGAUGAGGCAUUGCAACUGGACCCAUCGGUACCAAAGAAAAGCAUGUUGGUUGUCUCUGAAUUUAUUGGUUGUUCUCCAUCUCUCAGUGGAGCCAUUCGUGUCAAUCCAUGGAAUAUAGAUUCUGUGGCUGAAGCAAUGGAUGUGGCUUUGGAAAUGCGGAAUUCUGAGAAACAAUUGCGCCAUGAGAAGCAUUAUAGGUAUGUUAGGACACAUGAUGUUGGAUAUUGGGCGCACAGCUUCUUGCAAGAUUUGCAAAGGGCAUGCAAGGACCAUGUGAGGCGGAGAUGCUGGGGUAUUGGCUUUGGCUUAGGCUUCAGGGUCAUCGCCCUUGAUCCAAAUUUCAGGAAGCUUUCUGCUGAGCAUAUAGUUUCUGCUUACAAGAGGACCAAGAACCGGGCCAUUCUCUUGGAUUAUGAUGGUACCAUAAUGCCUCAGACGUCUAUCAACAAAACCCCUACAACUGAGGCUAUCACUAUUUUGAACAGCUUGUGCAAUGACCCCAGGAACGUUGUAUUUCUAGUCAGCGGAAGGGACAAGGAGACUUUGAGCAACUGGUUUUCCUCUUGUGAGAAACUAGUACUUGCAGCAGAGCAUGGCUACUUUUUAAGGCAAAACCAUGAUGCCAAGUGGGAAACAUGUGUGCCCGUGGCCGACUUUGAUUGGAAGCAGAUUGCUGAGCCUGUGAUGCAGUUGUACACUGAAACUACUGAUGGUUCAGCUAUAGAGGCUAAAGAAAGUGCACUUGUUUGGCAUUAUCAGUAUGCUGAUCCAGAUUUUGGGUCAUGCCAGGCUAAAGAACUUCUUGACCAUCUAGAGAGUGUUCUUUCAAAUGAACCAGUGUCUGUAAAGAGUGGCCAACACAUUGUAGAAGUCAAACCACAGGGUGUCAGUAAAGGUCUGGUGGCUGAGCGGCUUCUGACCACAAUGCAUCAGAAGGGCAUGCUUCCUGAUUUUGUUCUAUGCAUUGGUGAUGAUAGGUCAGAUGAGGAUAUGUUUGAGGUCAUUACUGGUGCAGUGGCAGGUCCGUCCUUGUCCCCAGUUGCAGAAGUAUUUGCAUGCACAGUCGGCCAAAAACCAAGCAAAGCAAAAUACUACUUGGAUGACACGGUGGAGAUUGUCAGAAUGCUGCAAGGCCUUGCUACAGCUUCAGACCAGAUGGCAUGGACUGCUGCUUCUCAAAGUUCUCACAAAACAACUUGAAUGCUGCCAUCAGUUUGUUGUUGACCUGUUUCCUGCAGGUGUCAAAGCUUUAUAUUUUGGUUCCUUCGUUGUACAUAUGCUUGUUUGGCAUGCCUUAGUAAAUUAUGUUUGUGGUUAUCUAAUCUUGGUGUACUGUUGACAUUAUGCUUUUGAGAUGCUUAUUUCCUCUAU